CCCCCUCCUUCGGCAGCAACAGCGUCAGUAGCAGCAACAGCAACAGCAGAAGCAGCAGCAAAGAGAAGUGGGAGAAAGGGAGAUGGCGGAAUAGAACUGACACAAGCCUCCUCUCCUGGAUGAGGAAAAUCACAGCCUUGACAAAGCUUAGAAACCGACCGUGGGUGGUGGUCGCAGCAGAAACACUGUCCCGGUCCCAGCUCAGUACCCUCAAGAGGACCGGGAUGCGACGGGGGGUUGUGCACCACCAAUGGCCUUCAUGUCCCGGUUCUCCCGGAACACAUCAUCCCGGGCUCCCGUCCGGAAGACUCACGAUGACACCGUCAGCCACCCCAUCCUCAGCGUCUUUGAGCUGGAGAGGCUGCUGUACACAGGGAAGACAGCCUGUAACCACGCUGAUGAAGUCUGGCCAGGGCUCUUCCUGGGAGAUCAAGAUAUGGCAGCCAACCGUCGGGAACUGGCGCGCCUAAACAUCACCCACAUCCUCAAUGCUUCACACAGCAAGUGGCGGGGAGGAGCCGAUUACUACGAAGGCACUGGCAUCUGUUACCUGGGCAUUGAGGCACAUGACUCGCCCACCUUCGACAUGAGCCCCUACUUUGAGCCGGCAGCUGACUUCAUCCAUAAGGCGCUGAGCAGGAGUGGGGGGAGGAUCCUUGCUCACUGUGCCGUGGGGGUGAGCCGAUCAGCCACCCUGGUCCUCGCCUACCUCAUGAUUUACCACCACUUGACUUUGGUGGAGGCCAUAAAGACCGUCAAGGAUCACCGGGGCAUCAUCCCCAACCGGGGUUUCCUGCGCCAGUUGGCCGCCCUGGACAACUCCCUCAGGCUGAAGCAGAAACCAUGAGCGGAUGAGUCCUAGGGAAACAACACUGGAGCCAAUUCCUAUUGGCAGGCCUGAGGCAUUUCUGGGCCAUCUUCCAGUCUCUCCUGAACAUCCACAGUUCCUGCCCUGAAGAAGCCCAGCUAUAAAGCUCCGAUGACCUACAAGGCCAGUCAUGUUCUCAGAGUUCGCUUCAGGUGUCGGCUGGAGAAAAGCAAGGUCCUGUUUUCUGAGAGGAAGGAAGUUUUGUUUACCUCCCCCUCUCUCCUUGCUGGCUUUCAAAAGCCAUAAAACUGGGUUCUCCUAAGUGACAUGUCCCAACCUCUGACCAAGGGAGCUUUGAGCUACCUUGACGCCCUUGGAGUCAUGUGUGAUGUGGCCUGUUGUGUCCUAUUUGCUUGUAUAGCCUUUGUUGAAGAGCUUGGGUAGCCCCAUUAUAUUUGAUCAGUGAGAAUAAAAUCCUGCAGAAACUA
Messenger RNA from Elgaria multicarinata webbii, 1296 nucleotides. It is a transcript of the gene DUSP26, whose product is annotated as dual specificity phosphatase 26. Bases 251 to 847 code for a protein of 198 amino acids. The record is from RefSeq and is a predicted model, not a curated record. Gene Ontology annotation, molecular function: protein tyrosine/serine/threonine phosphatase activity; MAP kinase phosphatase activity. The transcript is spliced from 4 exons. Gene Ontology annotation, cellular component: cytoplasm. NCBI's taxonomy places the organism in Eukaryota, Metazoa, Chordata, Lepidosauria, Squamata, Anguidae. Gene Ontology annotation, biological process: protein dephosphorylation; negative regulation of MAPK cascade.